CUGGGGCAGCAGGGGCAGGGCUGUGUUGGUGCUGAUGUGGGGAGCGCUCGGGAGGUUCUUCGUGGCUCCUGCCCCGGCCCGCUGGAUCCUUCUUCGCAGCGUGCCCGCGGCCACAGGAGCCUUCACCACAGCCCACGUUACCAUGGCCACCCACUUCUCCAAGGAUCAGGAGGAGAGAAUCAAGUCAGUGAAGGGAGACCUCUUCUCAUGCCCAGCCACGGACGCCCUGGCUCACUGCAUCAGCGAGGACUGCCGCAUGGGCGCCGGCAUCGCUGUGCUCUUCAAGAAGAAGUUUGGAGGCGUGCAGGAGCUCUUGGAUCAACAAAAGAAAACUGGGGAGGUAGCAGUGCUGCAGAGGGAGGAUCGCUACAUCUACUACCUGAUCACAAAGAAGAAAGUUUCUCACAAGCCAACAUAUGACAGCAUGAGGCAGAGCUUAGAGGCCAUGAAGGCUCACUGCUUGAACAAUGGAGUCACUGACAUCUCCAUGCCCAGGAUUGGAUGUGGACUUGAUGGCCUGGAGUGGAGCAAAGUCUCAGCAAUCCUCGAGGAGGUGUUUGAGGACACAGAUAUCAACAUCACAGUGUACACUCUGUGAGCCAGAGAGCUAGGAGGGCCUCCUCUGCCUUGCCUCCAGGAGUGGAGACCUGUCAAGGAUGAGGAAUAAACUGCAUGCUGAGCACACUGCACCUGGGUGCAGCUCUCUCUUGUGCUGCCAGUGCCAGUGGCUUGCAACAGCAAAACCAACCCUCCAGAGCAGCUUAGUUGGGCUGUAGUGUUCAAGAAGCCUGUGAGGAAGGCAGGAGAGCUGUGGCAACCCUCAGGGACUCCCCAGCCUGCCCCAGCAAGCCACCAGAUGUCACUGCUCCUCCACGAAGCAGCUGUGUGGCUCCAGAGCUGUCAGUUCUGUGCUGGCUGGAACUGGAGCUGCCUGCUGCUUGGCUUUGCUGCUCUGUGCUUAGGGUUGGUGAUGCUCUGGAGCCCUCUCACUGACCUGCCUCAAGCUCUGCACUGCUCAGCUCUGACCUGCAGUUUGCUGCCUCUGCUCUUUACAGGAUUCAAGUUGAAUUUCUCUCUUCUGGCCACAAAUGCAGUGUUCUGCUGGGACAUUGUCCUCCCUGCCACCACUGGGAGAUGCUGUGCUGGUAGGGGAGAGCUUGGCACACCUGUGGCUGUGGCCCAGAGCAGAGCUGGGCUUGAAGGGGAAUGCUGCAGGUGUCUCCGUACACCUUGGGGUACGCUUUGUCCCAGAGAAUUGGUCUGAGAAUGCACAGGUGGGGAUGGCCAAGGUGCUGGAUAAAGUCAUGGGAAAGGGUCUGAGGCCUGGGUUUCACAUUGCUCUGUUGUGCUGUGUUUGUAAUUUAGCUGUAGGCUGAUGUCUGUCACCAACAGCAAUCAGUGGCAGCUCCUCAGAGGUGGACACUGAGUUGUGAAGGGUUUGCUCCACAGCUGACAAAUUCUCCCCUCCUCCUCAUUCGCUUCCUGUUUUUUUCCACCCUCCCUUAACACCAAAUAUUUUUGCCCUCUCUCACCCAAUGCCAGAGGAGAGUUGCUGUGUUGGGUGAACUAAAGGAUGGGACAGAGGAGUUGAGGAGCUUGUGCCCAUUCCUGAGUGCUGUUCCCUGACUGGCAGGGGUGGAGUGGUUUCUGCUCUUAGCAUUGGGGGUUCCUCUCUAUUGUUGUAGUUUCUUUGAUCUGCAAAUCCUCUGUGUCUUCAAGAGCUUCAGCGUUGCUGCUCUCCUGUCCUAUGACUGUCUCUUGUCACCUUGGUUUUGGGGGGAGUUGUAGCUAAAUACACCACCGGAAGAGAAAUAAACUCAGUGAGACAAAAAGGAGCUUGGAGUGUUGAGCUCUCAGGGGGAGAGAGGCUGGCUGCAGAGUGGGUUGGGAGUAGCUCUGAAGAAAGAGU
Molecule: messenger RNA, 1909 nt
Organism: Indicator indicator
Lineage: Eukaryota; Metazoa; Chordata; Aves; Piciformes; Indicatoridae
Gene: OARD1
Product: O-acyl-ADP-ribose deacylase 1
Exons: 6
Coding region: 35-598 (187 amino acids)
Biological process (GO): peptidyl-glutamate ADP-deribosylation
Source: RefSeq, a predicted model, not a curated record